Messenger RNA from Ananas comosus (pineapple), 996 nucleotides. RefSeq names its product serine/threonine-protein phosphatase 7 long form homolog. The coding region runs from base 1 to 996 and encodes 331 amino acids. The record is from RefSeq and is a predicted model, not a curated record. Lineage: Eukaryota; Viridiplantae; Streptophyta; Magnoliopsida; Poales; Bromeliaceae. The transcript is spliced from 3 exons.
AUGCUUAGCUACAAUAGUUACAUAUAUCAGCAUUUGGGUUCACAAAUUACAUGGAGGCCUUAUGACGACACUGUUUUAGAGACGCUCCCACCUUUUUGUCUGGCCGUGUUCCACAUUUGGCAAUCGAGGACUACCUUAGUCUGCUUCCACAUUAUUGAGCUCCAUCAUCCCGAUCGUGUACUGCGACAGUUUGGGCUAUUACAGCAUAUACCUGAUGCAGUACUUGCCAUAUCUCGCAUCAAUUCACGAGGUAGAGCAGAUGAGGAUUGGGCGGCAUACCACACUUCAUACAUUCAGCAUUGGAAUGAUAGAUUGAUAGAUAUAGCAGAGGUGGCCCCAGAGAUAGAUCCAGAUCCGAUACGAGCUACCGCUGUUUACAUGCAGUGGUAUUGGACGAUCACUAGGAGGUGGAUCUCUACACCUGUACAGCGGCCACCACUCGCGUAUCAGCCACGUGGGCACGUCAAGAGAGUAUUGGUCGAUAUCGUGCAGAGAUCAUAUUAUACGAUCAGACGUGUCCUGCCCGAUAUUUCAGGAGGUGGAGUCUUAACUACCCUAUCACAGGUCGCCGAUCAGAUGGAAGCAGUUUUGGAGACUUUACCUGCGCUUCCACACUAUGUACCUCCAGGACCAGCAGACUAUGGUAGAGCAUCGACGUCCGGCCAUGCACCCGUAUAUAGUCCACCGAGGCCAUCAUCACCUAUAGAGGAGCCACCAGCACCAGUACCGCAGGAUCCAGCUCGAGCAGGUGAUAUUAUUUAUUUUAAGCGUCGACGACGAUCGAGGUCUAUCCGUACAGAUCUGCCCUCCUCUUCAGCUCCUCCACGGCCAGAUCAGCCAUCCUCUUCAGCUCCUCCACAGCCGGUUAUUGAGGGUGCUGCUAUAGAGCAUCUAGACCAGUUGGAGAUCUUGGAGCCUUUUGAUGAGCAUGAUGUUGGUCGUGGUCGUGGACGUGGUAGGCGACGUGGUCGAGGGAGUCGAGGGAGGAGAACAUGA